AUGCGCUCAUCCACUGCUACCACACUCGCAGCCAUUGUCUCCGUGGCAUCAGCGCAGCAUAAAUUACCUGCCAGUGAGGUGCCCUUCAUUGGAGGUAAUAUUUUCAACGUAUCUGAUCCCAAACUCCUCAACUACACCUUCACCUACACAAAGCCUUUUGAUCCGAGCGUCUACGGGGGCUACUAUAACUGGGCAGUUAGCAACGAAACGGUCGCCGCCGCGAAUUUCUCCGGGUAUGACGUUGGCCAGGGUUACUAUAUUCCCGAUGGCUCGUACACCAUAUACCCUUUCUUCUUGUUGAACGAGGGCAAGCCCAACGCUAUCAACAAGACUGCCUUAUUUCCCACUCACGAGGACGACAAUGAUUGCAGCCAAAAAGUCAAGAAGAUCCUUCACAUUGUUUUCGAAAAUGAGGUCUUCAGCUGGACCAUGAGCGACCCUUACUGGCAGCUGCUCGCCACCAAGGGCAAGUUGUUGACCAACAGUCACGGAAUCACCCACCCUUCCCUGCCUAACUAUGCCGCUCUUAUUUCUGGAGACUUCUUCGGCAUAGACCAUGAGGACUUUUACAAUGUCAAUGCCACGACUAUCUACGACCUUCUCGACGACAAGGGAAUCAACUAUGCAACCUAUGCCGAGUGGUACGACCCGAUUUCCACCCACCGUGGUCCUCUUGACUGCAACAACUACAUCUUCAACGGCCCCAUUGACAGCACGAACCCGGAUUGGAAUUCUCAAAUCUACCGUCGUCUCGAUGUCCCCGCUCUGCUCUUCUCCAGCUAUACUAGCGACUACACGCGCUGCAGUAAGAUCUACGAUGCCAAUAACACUUUCGCGGACCACGUCAAGACGCAUACUCUCCCGGCUUAUACAUUCUACGUUCCAGAUAUGCUCCACAAUGCCCACGAUCCCGAGUCAAACAGCGACUACGUCCAUCAGCCAACGACUGCCGGCUCCUGGUUCAACUCUUUCCUCGAUCUGUACCUACCCGAACUCGAGAAGCAAGGCACUCUCGUAGUUGCCACGAUGGAUGAAGCUACCUGGCAAAACGACGAUGACUCGACCCCGAACAAUAACAAUCAUAUCGUGACUAUGCUCUUUGGCGCUGGUGUUACUCCAAACACGAAGGAUGAUACUUACAUCACUCACUAUGGUGUUCUUCGUGGUGCCAUCCAGAAUUUUGGCCUCGGUUCUCUGGGACGCAAUGACACCAAUGCCACCAAUGGAAAUCUUUAUGAUUUCUUCGACCAUAAGAAGGCAGAGGAUAUCUAA
Talaromyces proteolyticus is the source of this 1272-nucleotide messenger RNA. RefSeq lists its product as uncharacterized. The record is from RefSeq and is a predicted model, not a curated record. Gene Ontology annotation, biological process: phospholipid catabolic process. The coding region runs from base 1 to 1272 and encodes 423 amino acids. Gene Ontology annotation, molecular function: hydrolase activity, acting on ester bonds. Lineage: Eukaryota; Fungi; Ascomycota; Eurotiomycetes; Eurotiales; Trichocomaceae. The transcript has a single exon.